AUGGCCGACACCCUCCCGCCCAAGGAGGCGCAGCUGUAUCGCAAGCUCUCGAAAUGCUACGACACAAAGCAGUACAAGCAGGCGCUGCGCCAUGCCAAUGCCAUUCUGGCCUCGGCUGACUGCCUGGAUCACCCCGAAACGCUGGCGAUGAAGGCUCUGGUCUACAACUCGCUCGAGAAGCGCAAAGAGGCUCUUGAGACAGCCAAGGCCAGUCUGCGCAAGGGCAUCAUGAAAAGCCUCUGCUGGCAUGUCUACGGCAUCAUUUACCGCUGCGAUGGCAACUUUGAGCAAGCAAUCAAGUGCUACCGCCAGGCCUGUGUGAAAGAUCCCCCACGCCUCACAGCGGAUGUGUUUUUUCCAUGUUGCCAGAAAAAUCAAAUCAUUUUGCGCGAUCUUGCCUCCCUACAAAUUCAGAUGCGCGAUCUCGAUGGCUAUCGGGAGUCACGUCGCAAGAUCUUGAUGGAACGCGCCGAUUUGGCUCAAAACUGGUCCGGUCUUGCGGUGGCUCAUCACCUCAACCAGGACUACGAUCUGGCCAUUGAGGUCAUUGGCAAGUGGCUCGACCUGCAGAAAGAGUCCAAGACCCCUUUGCAUGAUACAGAGCUGAGCGAAACACUCUUUUAUCUGGUGCAGCUCCAUGCGGAUAAGGGUGACCCUGAGACGGCACUCAAGCUGCUGCACGAGCACGAUCAAGAGAUUUGGGACCGUCGGGGCUUUCACGAGAUGCGCGCACAGCUCAACCUGGCGCUGGGCGCUCAAGGUCAAACCGAGGCCAGUGAGAAGGCUGCCACAAUUUACGGCCACUUGAUUGACGAUAACCCUGAAGACCGCCGUUACUUUGAUGGCCUCUUUGAAGCCAAGCACCUCACCGAGCCGGCCAAGCGCAUGGCUGUGUUGGACGAGGUGCACAACCGAUAUCCCAAGGCCACGCUUCCGGAGCUACUCGUUCUGCGCGAGGCCACCGGUGACGAUUUCAAGUCGCGUGUGGAUACCGUUCUGCGCUCUUGUUUGCGUAAAGGCAUGCCCCCGCUUUUCAACAUGCUGCGCCAUCUGUAUGUCGACAGCACCAAGGUGGCAACCAUUCAGACCCUUGUCGAAGGCUACGUGGCCAGUCUCGAGAAAGACCGAGCCUUUGCUGCAGGCGAAGGUAUCGAGUCACCUGCCGUGCUGGUGUGGACCAAGGCUUACUUGGCACAACAUUUGGAUCAUCUUGGCCAGUAUGAUCGUGCCCUGAGCACCGUGCGCGAAGCUCUGGCGCACACCCCGACUGCGCUUGAAGUUUACUUUGUUGAAGCACGCAUCCUCAAGCAUAUGGGCCGCCUCAACGAGGCCGCCGACCAGCUCGAGCUGGCGCGCUCGCUUGACACGGCUGACCGUUACAUCAACGCUCGCUGCGUCAAGUACCAAGUUCGUGCCGGCCAGUUGGAGAAGGCCGACCAGAACGUCGUCAUGUAUGCCAAGGAAAAUGGCGAUCCCAUGGACUAUCUUUUGACCCUUCAAAUUGUUUGGUUUAAUGUAGUAGGCGCCAAGGCGUAUUGGGAGAAGCGGGACAUCCCGCGUGCCUUGGGCAAGGUCCACAUGGUUGCAGAUGACUUUAACACCAUCAUUUCGGACCAAUUUGAUUUUCACACCUAUUGCCUUCGCAAGAGCACGCUGCGUGCUUACGUGCGAUUCUUGGAGGGCGAGGAUAACCUGCACGGCCACCCCAACUACAUUGAAGCCGCAAUUCUGGGCGCACAAAUCUACCUGUACCUGAAGCAAAAGCCCUAUAAGAAGGGCGGCGACGAGGACGACGAUCCUGCGCUCAUUGGUAUGUCCGAGGCGGACAAGAAAAAGUACCUCAGCAAGAAGCGCAAGGCAGCGAAGAAAGCUGAGGCGGCUGCUGCGGUUGCUGCCACGGACAACAAGGCUGCUGCCGGAAAAGGCGGUGCCAAGAAGGAAGAGGAAGAUUUGAGCUCACGCCGCCAUUAUGACAAGAAGGGCGAGGAGCACGCUCUGACCUCUGAACCUCUUGAGGCGGCUUUGAAGCUUCUCAAGCCGGCACUCGAACUUAUGCCUAAGACUCAUGUGGACCUUUAUAUUACGGCCUUUGAGGUUUAUCGCCAACUGAACAAGCUGCUGCCCAUGUGUCGCAUGCUUGCCGCGGCAGCCCAGAUUGACGCUGAGCAUCCAGAUGUACACGUGUGCCGGGUGCAGCUUUUGCAGAUCCUUGCUGGCGGCAUUGAUGGUCAGGAUGAGCUGGUGCAGAAGGUUCUUCCCGAAGUGCAAAAAUCAUUGUUUGGAUCAGUGUCGGACGCGCACGCGCUGAAUGAAACCCGCAAGGCCAAGGCCGCCGCUGAACCCAAGGAGGCGCUGGCUUACAACCUGGGCCGCGUGGCGCUGGGCGAGGCUUCCGUAGAUGAUGCCUACGCAGCUGUGGUUGCCGUUGUGGCCAAGGCGGAAAGCUUUCCUCUCAAGGAUGCGCAAGCAUUGGCUAGCCGCGUGCGUCGCGAGGCGCCAAGUCAGCUUCAAGCCUGCCAGGCCGCCUGCCUUCGCUUGUGGCCGGCCGCAGAUGCAUUCAAGCCACGCACGUCCACCGAGGCUUCCGCAUGAGCGCGUAAUUUUGGAGCAAACAUGAACCGACACGAGACGAAUGACUUCCAGCAACAAGAAGGAUUGGAUCAACUAGCCGAGGCCCUUUGGCGUCGUCUCAACAUAAACGGCAUCGCAUUUUGCACGCCUACCUGUAUACGGGCUUCUGGCUCUUGUGUAAUCUCUCUCCUUGCAUCCUUACCUGCCCCACUUGCCAAUCAACAACAAGAGAAG
This is a messenger RNA of Monosiga brevicollis MX1, 2805 nucleotides long. RefSeq lists its product as uncharacterized. The transcript has 19 exons. Gene Ontology annotation, cellular component: NatA complex; cytoplasm. The record is from RefSeq and is a predicted model, not a curated record. Gene Ontology annotation, molecular function: protein binding; protein-N-terminal amino-acid acetyltransferase activity. Lineage: Eukaryota; Choanoflagellata; Craspedida; Salpingoecidae. Gene Ontology annotation, biological process: N-terminal peptidyl-methionine acetylation. The coding region runs from base 1 to 2592 and encodes 863 amino acids.